Pieris brassicae (large cabbage white) is the source of this 726-nucleotide messenger RNA. RefSeq lists its product as uncharacterized. NCBI's taxonomy places the organism in Eukaryota, Metazoa, Arthropoda, Insecta, Lepidoptera, Pieridae. The coding region runs from base 1 to 726 and encodes 241 amino acids. The transcript has a single exon. The record is from RefSeq and is a predicted model, not a curated record.
AUGGACACUAAGGGGCUAAUACAGAAAAUUUCCAAGGAAGUAGAAAAAACUAUAAAGAAGGAAUUAAACGAAUUCAACCAAUCUCUGCAAUUUCACAGUACGAAGUUGGACGAAGAAUUAGGUUGUAUUGAUGCCUUUAAAAACACCAUAAAAGUUUUAGAAAGAAAAAACACGGAACUAAUACACAAAAACAACAAUCUGGAAUUGAGGGUAGGUGCAUUGGAGCAGCGUUUCCAUGAGAUGGAACAGGAGAAACUUUCUAAUUCUAUAGAAAUAGCAAACGUCCCCCCUGCGAGUGAAGAGAAUGUGAGAAAAUUAGUUGAAAAUGUAGUAUUAAAACUUAAACAGCCCUUCGACGGUAUCCGUAACACAAUGCGAUACCAAGGUAAAAACGACCAACCGGGCAUUAUACAAGUAAAACUUAAUGAUAAAGCAACCCAAGAAAAGUGGAUUAAAGCUGCAAAAACCAUUAAAACUAUGGUGGCCGAUGUUUGCCCCUAUGAACCCAACAAUAACAAAAUAGUAUUCAUCAGGGAAGCAAUGACUAAAUACAACAAAAGCAUUUUAUGGGAAGCCAAACAGGAAUUAAAGAAUAAACAAGGAUAUAAAUACGUAUGGCUUAAAAACGGUAUGGUGCGUGCAAGAAAGGAUGAAAACACUAAAAUACAAAACCUAAGAUCAGUGUUGGAUAUACAAGUGCAAAAAAAAAGACAGAAUGCCAAUUAA